ACCUACUUAAUUAAGGUCAGCUGGCAUUCAAAUGUACCAAGUGUUUGCGCUUCAACCUCAAAUUCCGACCUCUUGAACGCUUCAAUUGGCAGCAUCCAGAAUGUCAUGUUAACAACAUAAUAUAUUGAACCUACAAUUGUAUACAUCAGGCCGAAAUGGAGGGAGGCGCGGCAGGCAGCAGCUCCGCGCCCGCGGACAGCGGUCGAUUGCACGUUUGGCUGCAUUCCAAGCUCUCGGGCGAUUGGAGCGCGCAGACAGCUGCUAGCGGACUUAACGAGGAGCGGCUCAAUGCGCUGGUUCGCACCUUCGGCGGCCUGGACAGCAUGGUCAAGGUGCGGCUGCUGCUUGCGGGCCUGUUCGUGCCUCGUGCCGACCGCCCCCGCCUGGUGCCGCUGCUGGCGGAGCUGAGCAGCGGCGCGGCGGGCAGCCAGGACGAGUGGGUGCGCGCCACUGCCGCCGCGGUGGGCGACUGGGCGGGGCCGUUGGACACGGCGGCGCUGGCGGCGCAGUUCCCGCUGGUGCGGGACACAGUGGCUGGGCUGCAGUCGGAGCUGCAGAGUCUGGGGCCGCACACGCCCGCGGCGCUACUGCCGCAGACGGAGCAGUACAUGCACCGCGACAUCGGCCGCCUGCCCCCAGCCGCCAGCGCCGGUGGCAGUAGCGGCGGCAGUAGCGCCAAGGCUGCCGCCGCCGCCGCCACUGCAGCCGUCGCCACUGCGGCGACGCCGCCUUUUCGGCUUCGCGAGCAGCCCUUGGUCUCCCUGACGGAUCUGGGGCUGGGGCUGGUCACGUGGGCGCCGCCGGGCGGGCCCGGCGGUGGCGGCGCUGCUGGCGGCGGCGCGGGCGACGGCGCCGCCGCAGCUGCUGGCGUGCUGGCUUUUGCAGACUCGGUUGGCGGCGGCGGCAGUGACCCGCUGGGUCGGCGCGGUGGUGUGGGCGGUGGUGGUGGCGGUGGUGCGGGCGAGGCGGCCUCCAUGCUACGUAGCCGUGCUGACGUCAGCCACAUCGGCGGCAUUGGCGCCGGGGGCGGCAGCGGCCGGGGGGAGGGCAAGCUGCUGCAGACGGUCCCCAGCACGCCCUCCGGCGGCGCCGCCAAGCCCGGCGUGUCGGGCGCCGCCGUGUCCCUCUCCGUGUCCGUGUCCGGCAGCGGCGGCGGCGCCAUGCGCUCCGGCAGCCUGGGACUCACCCUCAGCCGCGGCCGCUCACUGGUGGGGCCCGACCAACUGCCGCUGCCGCUGCCGCUGCCGCCGCUCAGUACCACAACGGCCGGCGGCGGCGGCGGAGUCGGCGCGGGAGCAGGAGCCGGCGUGGGAGCAGGAGGCGCGGAGACGCCCGCAUCAACGGGAGGAGGAGCAGGAGCAGGCGGCGGGGGCACCCCCUGGAGUGCGCAGCAGCAGCAGCACCCGGGGGGCCUGUUCAGCCCCGGCGCUGGCGGCGGGGGGGCCACGCCGGCGGCUGUGGCGGCGGCGGCGGGCGGCACUGUGAUUGCGGGUCCGGGCGGUCCUCUGGUGCUGGUGCCUCUGACGCGGCGGGAGUCGGGGGCGGGGGCCACACCUAGAGGCAGCACAGGGCCGUCCGGCGCGCCGCCAGUGGGCACCACCACCACCACUGCCGCCGCCACCCCCGCCAGCAGCGGCCCGGCCCCGCCCCCACCCCACAGCGCUGCGGUGCCGCACGGGCUCGGGAACCCCCUACAGCAGCAGCAGCCGCCAGUGCAGCAACAACAGCAGCAGCAGCAGCAGCAGCAGCAGCAGCAGCACAGCCACCAACAUCAACCGCAUCUGCAGCAGCAGCAGCAGCAGCAGACGGCUUCGGGCCACCCCCCGUUCUCACUGGCCUCAGCACUGGCCUCCGCCGCCGCAGCAGCCGCCCAGGGAGUGCUCAUGUCCCCGCCGCAGCAGAUGAUGCAGCCGCUACAGCUGCAGCCGCUACAGCUACAGCCGCUGCAGCUACAGCCGCUGCAGCUCCAGCCGCUACAGCUGCAGCCGCUACAGCUGCACCACCAUCAGCAGCAGGCGGGGAGCACCGCGGAGCCGCCGGGGGCAGGUGGUGGCGCCUUCCGCCGUGUGUCCGCCUUCUCACAAGGCGGGGUGGGACCUGGCGAUUACCUGGGGGAGGAGGACGGGAAAGAGGGGUAUGGGGGUGAGGACGAGGGCGAGGAGGAGGAUGACGACGAUGAGUGGGAGGAUGCGGACGCCCCGCUGGCGGGGAGAGCCAGGAGCGGCAACGCGGGCGGCUCUGAGGGGGGCGGCAAGAGGCAACGUGUCAUGGCGGAGGAAUUCUAGGGUGCCCGCGGACUAAGAUUGACUCCAUUGGUUGGAGUGUCUUUGCUUGCGCAUCAACGUGCGCCUGUCGCUCAGUUGGAUCCGGGUGCGUGCCCGUGCGUGCCGGCACAUAUCGAAAGCGUCCGUGAUCCUUGAAAUUGUGCAGAUAUGUAAGUCAACGCGCUC
Messenger RNA from Chlamydomonas reinhardtii, 2450 nucleotides. RefSeq lists its product as uncharacterized. Bases 156 to 2285 code for a protein of 709 amino acids. Lineage: Eukaryota; Viridiplantae; Chlorophyta; Chlorophyceae; Chlamydomonadales; Chlamydomonadaceae. The record is from RefSeq and is a predicted model, not a curated record. The transcript has 6 exons.